This is a messenger RNA of Plasmodium vivax (malaria parasite P. vivax), 914 nucleotides long. RefSeq lists its product as hypothetical. The coding region runs from base 379 to 885 and encodes 168 amino acids. The transcript is spliced from 4 exons. Lineage: Eukaryota; Apicomplexa; Aconoidasida; Haemosporida; Plasmodiidae. The record is from RefSeq and is a predicted model, not a curated record.
UCCUUCUCGGUAGGGUAAAACAAUUGCUUGUUCACACAGCAAGGGAGAGUUACAAAAAGGCAACACGCUGCGCCUUCCUGCUCCUGCCUGCGUCCGCUUCCUCCAAUCGACAGAGUUGUUCAUGUGCAAAAAGUAUGCCCAUGCGCACAGAUAUGAGCACACUUGAACGUACGCAUAUACGCACGUUGUUACGCGUGGAACCUCCGCAAGCUUAGCAAUUCCAAGGGGUUGUUCCCACACUAUACGCUGCAGCGGGGACGUGACGCUUUGCUCUGCUUUGCCCUGCUUUGCUGAACCGCCGCCAACACAGCAGCGCAUGCAACGUGCACACGCGUGUUCACCCCUGUGUUGUCGCCACUAAACGGAGAGGUAGGGCAAAUGGCGACGUCAUUGAACCUGCUGAGGAAAUCGAAUGGCCCCAUCCCGGCCGUUUUUAAUCACAAGGUGCUCGGAAAUAUACUCAAGUUUAACACGAACAAGCAGAAGAAUCUGUCCUGCAACAAUGUUAGUGAUCGCCUUGAAACGCAGACCGUGGGGGAACACCUAGACAGAGGCAACGCCCAGUUUAAGUACUGCCCCUACUUGAAGCCCCUCGACAUAAAGGGAAUCAAGAGGGCCGACCGGAAGUUCGAUUACAACAGCAGCUACUCAUUUAUGCUGGCGCAGAAAGAUUUUUCGGAAAAUCCGCAAAACAGGAACUUCCUCACGCACUACUUGUACAACGGCAUGAAGGUCCCCCUGCCCCCCAGGAGGUACAAGUUGGCCCAAUAUGUGGACGUUCGGCUGGACGUGUUUUCCCCCGUAAUAAUCACCUGUGUCAUAUGCCUCCCGUUUUUUUUUACGGACUUCAUGUGGUCCGUGCCGGAGAAAAGUUCCGCGCACUAAUCUGUUGCCGCGCUUCGCAUUUUAAGCAU